AUGGCCACACCCAACAUCAAAUUCGGCAGCCCCGUCGUCUUCUUCGAUUCACAUCCCGAGCAACAACCCGGCUAUAUCGCAUCCUGGGUCUACGCUUUCGGUGCACACUUGAAGGUCGCCUGGACCGGUGACCCACCCAAGAAGCUAUUCCCCGGCACCCUGCGACUGCUUUGGUGGACUACCGACGGCGUCCAAGGUCUCCGCGACUUCGAGCUCCACCAAUCCGAACUCAUCAAAUCUCUCUGGGACUCCCUCCUCGACAACCCAGACGUCUCUCGCGCCCUCGUGACCGGCUACUCUGGCCAAAACCCUUACGUACUCAGUUACGGCGACAACCCCUGGCUCACCAAAGAACAAAAGGAGAAACUUGUCAGGCGCCAAAAUGAUGAAGCGUGGGCCAAGAAAUCGGCCAGAAGAGUAGAGACGAGAAGUAAAGAGGAGAGGUUUGAGGAUGAGAAGGCCGCGAUCAAGAGGAAGGAACAGAUUUUGGAACAUAUUGAUGAGGUGAUUCAGAGUAAUGAAGAUGCCGAGAAGGAGAGGCUUUUGGGUGCGGAUAGAGAGGAUGUUUGA
This is a messenger RNA of Aureobasidium namibiae CBS 147.97, 570 nucleotides long. RefSeq lists its product as uncharacterized. The transcript has 2 exons. NCBI's taxonomy places the organism in Eukaryota, Fungi, Ascomycota, Dothideomycetes, Dothideales, Saccotheciaceae. The coding region runs from base 1 to 570 and encodes 189 amino acids. The record is from RefSeq and is a predicted model, not a curated record.